AUGCCGAAAAGCUUGUCCGAGACCAAUGAUGGCAACCAAUCACCUCCUUUACGCGCUUCGCGUGUCACCAACAACUUGCCACUGAAACGACGUAGCGAAGGCUCACCUGUUCGUCCAUCAGCAUCCAUUAAAGCAUUCGCCAUGCGUGACGCAUCCUCCUUGAAACCACGAUCGUCUCCAACCACACGUGCCAGCAAAGCCGGAAGUAGUAGUAGCAGCAACAAUAGCAACAGUAAUAGCCAUGGCAGUAAAAGCAGCAGCAGCAGCACUGGUGGUGGUGGUGGCAAACAAAGUCUCCUUACGUCUUUGCUUGGUCUCAAGAAACAAGGUGAUGGUGAGACGAACAGCAACAGCAACAGCAACAGCAACAGCAGCAGCAGUAGUAGUACAAAGAGCAACAACAACAACAGCAAAAAGAUUACCGAUCCACGUUCAUUAUUGAAGCGAUCUCAUUCAGCACAAUCACGCCUUGAUACAAUUGGAAAAGAUUGGCUUAAUGCACCUAUACAACGACCAGCACCUACAAAGAAAAAGAGUUAUGACCGUUUUAUACCUGACCGUGAUAGUAUGGAUCUUGAGUCGGCACGAUACAACAUUGCUAAGCAAACGGAUCAGCGGUUCCUUGAUUACGAUGCAAGGAGUCGCAAUGAGCGUGUAGCUGCAGUGGUGGGCAUCACUCCUAAUCAACGUAUUCUCUCUUUCAAGCCCGAGGCACCAGUGCUUACUCGUACACGCACCACCGACUAUACCAAGCUAUCAUCCACUAAUACAACAACAACAACAACAACAACAACAACCGCAUCGCCUGUGCCACCCACACGUCGUAUCCUCACCUCUCCUGAAAAGAUCUUGGAUGCACCCUAUAUGGCUGACGACUAUUACUUGAACUUGCUCGAUUGGUCGGUUGCCAAUGUUGUUGCUAUUGGUUUGGAUCGAUCCAUUUAUCUUUGGAAUGCCAAUGAUGGUACUAUCCAGACCCUUGAUUAUCAAAGUAACGACCCUGUUGCUUCUCUUUCAUGGUCAGCGGAUGGUGCGUUCCUUGCCGUGGGUACAUGUGAUGGUGCUACCGAGAUUUGGGAUGUCGAGGCCAAUCAACGUUUACGUUCCAUGGCCGGUCAUCAAGGUCGUGUAGGCGUGCUUUCUUGGAACAAGCAUUUGGUUUCCUCUGGUUCACGUGAUUCAACCAUUUGGCAUCAUGAUGUACGUGUAGCUCAACACAAGGUCGCUGAACUUUUGGGUCAUCAAGACGAAGUCUGUGGUCUCAAAUGGCGCUCGGAUGGUGACAUGCUUGCCAGUGGAGGCAAUGAUAAUACAGUCAACAUUUGGGAUGCACGUGCUACUACACCAAAAUACAGCAAAAGUAAUCAUGUGGGUGCCAUCAAGGCCAUUGCAUGGUGUCCUUGGAAUACGAAUCUUGUUGCUACGGGUGGUGGUCGUGAAGAUAAGCACAUCCACUUUUGGAAUGCAUCCUCUGGUGCGCGUGUGAGAAGUGUGUAUACGGGUUCGCAAGUGACAUCUUUGAUUUGGUCCAAGCACUACAAGGAAAUUGUAUCGUCGCAUGGUUUCCCUGACAACCAAUUGAUCGUUUGGGGAUAUCCAAAGCUGAACAAGAUUACAGAGAUCCCUGGUCAUGAUUCACGUAUUCUCCAUUCUGUACUAAGCCCUGAUGGUCAAGUCGUUGCAACGGCAGCUGCGGAUGAAAAUCUAAAGUUCUGGCGUCUCUUUGAACAUGAUGGAAAGGAAUUGACAAGUGGUGACAUACGACACUAUACUGCAUUGAAACGAAGUAAUAGCCUUCGCUGA
Molecule: messenger RNA, 1803 nt
Organism: Lichtheimia ornata
Lineage: Eukaryota; Fungi; Mucoromycota; Mucoromycetes; Mucorales; Lichtheimiaceae
Exons: 3
Coding region: 1-1803 (600 amino acids)
Biological process (GO): positive regulation of anaphase-promoting complex-dependent catabolic process; positive regulation of ubiquitin protein ligase activity; anaphase-promoting complex-dependent catabolic process
Cellular component (GO): anaphase-promoting complex
Molecular function (GO): ubiquitin ligase activator activity; anaphase-promoting complex binding; protein binding
Source: RefSeq, a predicted model, not a curated record